UAGACUAGGUUACAAGUGUAGGCAUGUAUGUAAUGGACCACUGAACACAGACGGUGAUAGGACAGACAGGGUAUUUUCACUCCCCUGCUCGUUGCCGUGCACAGUCCGACAGCUCGGUUGUUUUCAUCAGGACGUACUUUGUGUUCAACAUUAACUGCUGUGGUAGCCGGUUGCUGUUUAUACCGAGAUGCAGUGAUGACUAUCCUCAAGGCAGCUACACUCUCGGUACUCUUCAUCAUACAGUUUGAGUCGGUUCCUUGUCAGCAGACUCAGAAUGUAAGCAGUUCAAAUCAUAGCCAGGUUCUGAUUCUUGGAGCCGGGAUAUCAGGCUUGUCGGCGGCGAAGACCCUGGUUGAAAGAAACAUCAGUAACUUCCGGAUUCUGGAAGGUUCGAAUAGAAUUGGAGGGAGAAUAAAAUCCGUCACAUUUGGUGGCCAGACUGUAGAGGAGGGAGCGAACUGGGUGAUAGGCAGAGAAGGCACCCCUCUGUGGGAUGUCGUCCAUAAGUACAACGUGUCGGGGAAAAAGUCAAAUUGGGACAGUGUUUUAAUCAGAAACUCCCGCGGAGAAGAUGUCACCGACACAGAAGGGGAGGACGCAUGGACCAAGUUAGAAUCAGCACAAGUGACCUUGUCCGAGAUCUUCAAAAGAUUUGAGGACAACAAAACGGUGGACAUGUCACUUCGAGCCUGUCUGGACAUCGGAAGAUGGUCCCCCAAAACGCCCGUGGAAAAGGUUGUAGAGAUAUUUGACUACGAUUUUGAAUAUGGAGGAACACCUGGAGUGACUUCCUGCAAUAGUGUCGGGAUAAAUGAUGAGCCUGUCAAAGAUCUGUACUAUGUUAUGGACGAAAGAGGUUUUGAGUUCAUACUUAAGACAAUUGCUAAAGAUGCAUUAUUACCCAAUGAUCAGCGAUUACACCUGAAUGAAGUCGUCACAGACAUCACCUAUAACGACACCACUGUGGUAGUGACCACCCAGAACGGCAACAUCUUCACGGCAGACGUUGUCAUAGUUACUUUCAGUAUUGGAGUCCUGAAAAGUGGUUCUGUCACCUUCAACCCUCCACUCCCAGACUGGAAGAUCGACAAUCUGUACCGAGUCAUGUCAGAAAACUAUCUUAGCGUGUAUCUCAAAUUUCCGAACACCUCAUCUAGGUUCUGGGACGACACUGAAUACAUCCUGUACGCUGAUGACAGACGGGGCGUCUUUCCAGUCUGGCAGAACCUAGAGGCUGAAGGACUGUUUCCCAAUGGAACCAAUAUUCUCCAGAUGGUGACACAAGGGGAAGAUGCGGACAGAGUGUCGGAUAUGAAUGAUACAGAAAUCACAGCUGAGGUGAUGGCCAUCCUUCGGCGUGUCUACACCAACGUUGUCGACCCGGAAGAUGUAUUCAUCACCAACUGGAAGACUAACCCGUUAUACAGGGGAUCCUUCUGCAACAUGGAGGCACCGGCUCUCAACUCUGUGAUCUUUGAAGCUAUACGAGCUCCUGUGGGCAACGUCUUCUUUGCUGGGGAAGCUUUUGACCCGAAAUUCGCCUGUUAUACAACCGGGGCUGCGAGGAGUGGAAUCUACACUGCUGAUAAGGUGGUUACGCAUCUUGCUGAUGAGGGGGUUACGCAUCUUGCUGAUGAUGGUGUUACGCAUCCCUCUUCUUGUCCAUCUGGAAUGAAACGGGCUAAUGCCAAAUCAAUCAUUGGUUUACUCUUACUGUUUGUAAUAACAAGCAUAUAGUCGGUAUAUCGAGAAGUGCAUCUGGGCGCAGUCCAAUUCCUUUAAAAUAUGCAAGUUAAUGUCUUGUGUUCUGGCAAGAUAUGAGAAAUGUCGGCUGCAUGCAAUAUAUGUUUGUAACUUGUGCUGCUUUACAGGGGACAUUAACAGGAAUUUAAACAAAUUGGACAAAGGUGUGAGGAUUUUCUCAUUUGAAAGCAUUGUUAAAGGUUCACCUGUAUGUAUAUGUAAAAACGUUUUAGGUGUUAAAUAUCCCAAACGUGAUGAUUUAUGGUGAAUGUGGCCGUUUACAACUCUAUUUAGAAGCACAGAUAAAAGCUAUCAAAUACUGGGUAAAGCUCUUGGAUAUGCCUGCAUCAAGAUUCCCAAAGAAAUGCUAUAAUAUGAUGUGUUUGUUUGACACUAACGAAAAAUGAAAUUGGAUAACGAACGUUUACUUAAUCCUCGUGGUUUUAGUUAUAUUUUUGUCACAAAAGAUUAUUUGCCCAAGAUCGUUGUAUAAUGCCAUAUCACAAAGGAGAUAAAAGAUAUGUACAUUCAGUCAUGGCUGACUGACUGAGGUUAGUUUUACGCCGCCUUUAGCAAUAUUCCAGCAACAUCACGGCGGGGGACAC
Messenger RNA from Haliotis rubra (blacklip abalone), 2348 nucleotides. RefSeq names its product polyamine oxidase 7-like. The coding region runs from base 196 to 1737 and encodes 513 amino acids. The transcript is spliced from 3 exons. The record is from RefSeq and is a predicted model, not a curated record. NCBI's taxonomy places the organism in Eukaryota, Metazoa, Mollusca, Gastropoda, Lepetellida, Haliotidae. Gene Ontology annotation, molecular function: oxidoreductase activity.